GGCGGCCGUGCGAAGGAGUCGCCGCCCGCCGUCAAAGGGGUCGCGGGGCGCACGGGGUCACGUGGACCGGCGUGCGCCGGCGUCGGGGGGGGGGAAGGGAGGGCCGCGCGUCGUCACGCAAUCCGCGCGCGCGGUGACCAUACGCAGGGCUCUACCGCCGACGACGCCGCCGCCGCCGCCGCCGCCGCCGUCGUCGUCGCGGUCGUCGGUCCGGCGGCCGAGCUUUUCCUCUGUUGUCGCCGUCGCCGACGUUCGGACCGUUCAUUCGCGUCCUCGCGGCGCGACGACACGCACCUACCCUGCUCCACGGCUCGCCGACCACGGGAACGCCGUCGACUCCACCGGGUAAUAUAAUAAUGAUAUUUGAAAAUUGUCUAAUUUUUUUUUUUUUUUUUUUUUCUAUUAUGUCUCUCCACCCUUCUCUAUAUACGAUCGUAAUUUUUUUUCGCCGUCUUUGAUAUUAUACUAUUUCCGUCGACCCGUCUCCUCUGUUCGCGAGCAACGCGAAAAAAAAAAAUUUUCCGUUUUUUUUUCCCAACUUUUAUUUCUUUUACCGAAACGUAAACGAAAAAAAAAAAAACCGCGCGAAGAAAUUCCGUUCCGAUCCGUCCCCGUCCCCGUACAUGCGAAAAGUCCCGAAAUCGCCAUCACCCAUUAUUAUUGCCCAUAAUUUUAUCAAAAUAAAAUACCGUUGUAAGUAAUUUUAUAUUAUUAGCGGUGUAAAAAAAAAAAAAAAAAAAAAAAAUCAUCGAAAUCAUCCCCUAAAUAUUUUUAUUUUUUUUUAUUCAAUGGCCAUACAGUCGAAAUAUUCGUAUUCACUCGUUUAUAACCUUUUAACCGUUUCUAUUUCUACGGUUAGUGUUCGCAAAUAGGUAGUCGAAAACGAGACAUUUUUCUCACGAGCCGAGGGAAAUGUCCGUUAAUAAUUUCGGGACAACUCAUGUAGGUACGGAUAAAACGUCGGAAAAAUUGAUUUUUUUUUUUUAUCAAGAACAAUAAUAAUGAAUCGUCGUAUUUUUUUUUCCCGUAUGUUACAGAGAUUUUUGCAGAACAGUCGUCGAAUAUUGUUCUCGACACGUCAUAAAAAAAACCGCCGAUCGAAUUCGUCUCGAUCCGCACGCCGUAUACCGUACCCGACGACGACCUGCAG
Cinara cedri is the source of this 1150-nucleotide messenger RNA. The record is from the annotation of a GenBank genome assembly. NCBI's taxonomy places the organism in Eukaryota, Metazoa, Arthropoda, Insecta, Hemiptera, Aphididae.